Messenger RNA from Pelmatolapia mariae (spotted tilapia), 1608 nucleotides. RefSeq names its product potassium voltage-gated channel subfamily F member 1-like. Gene Ontology annotation, molecular function: voltage-gated potassium channel activity; protein binding. NCBI's taxonomy places the organism in Eukaryota, Metazoa, Chordata, Actinopteri, Cichliformes, Cichlidae. Gene Ontology annotation, biological process: protein homooligomerization; potassium ion transmembrane transport. Gene Ontology annotation, cellular component: membrane; voltage-gated potassium channel complex. The record is from RefSeq and is a predicted model, not a curated record. The transcript has a single exon. Bases 1 to 1503 code for a protein of 500 amino acids.
AUGUGGGGCUUCCAGAGGACGCGGUAUGCAGACUGCAACGGUUCUGAGGCCAGUGAAGAGACUGAGAUUGUGGUGAAUAUCGGCGGAGUGAAACAGGUGUUGUAUGGAGACGUGUUGACUCGCUUCCCGGAGACUCGACUGGCAGAGCUGGCAGAGCUGGACAGUUCACUCAAAUCUUCUGAAGAAAUCUCAUUAAUAUGUGACGAUUACGACCCGGACACGGGAGAAUUUUACUUUGACAGAGACCCCGAAGCUUUUAAGUGCAUAAUUGAGUUGUAUUAUUAUGGGGAGAUACACAUGAAACGAGGCAUAUGUCCAAUUUGCUUCAUGAAGGAGAUGGAGUUCUGGAAAAUUGGCUCGGAUUUUCUGGAUGAAUGUUGCAAAAGCCACCUGAAAGAGGUAGAGGAUGAACUUGCAGAGAUAGCCGAGAAAGUGAGAACUAUCCUGGUCGACAGAGAAGGCGAUCCGUCUGCAGGGGGCUGGCAGCGCUUCCAGAUAUGCCUCUGGCGGUUGAUGGAAAAGCCAGAAUCGUCCCUGCCUGCCCACAUUAUCGCUAUAGUUUCUUUCAUCUUCAUCCUCAUCUCCUCCGUGGUGAUGUGCGUCGGCACCAUCCCCGACCUGCAGGUGGAGGACUCGGAGGGUAAACUCACGGAGCAUCCGGUCCUGGAGGUCAUCGAGACCGUGUGCAUUGGCUGGUUUACUAUUGAAUACCUCCUGCGUCUGAUCUCUUCCCCAAAUAAAAUAAAAUUCGUACUGUCCUUCAUGAAUAUAAUCGACUUCAUGGCGAUCAUGCCCUUUUAUGUGGUGCUGAUUCUGACCUCCUUCGGCGCGGGAGUGAUGGAGCUGGCUAAUGUGCAGCAAGCAGUGCAGGCUUUACGCAUAAUGCGCAUUGCGCGCAUUUUCAAGCUGGCUCGCCAUUCCUCGGGACUCCAGACUCUGACAUCUGCCCUAAAGAGCAGCCUGAAGGAGCUCGGACUGCUCCUCAUGUACAUGGGAGUGGGGGUAUUCCUUUUCUCGGCUCUGGGCUACACUAUGGAGCAGAAUCACCCGGACACCUUGUUCACCAGCAUCCCACAGUCUUUCUGGUGGGCUGUAAUCACCAUGACCACAGUGGGGUAUGGAGAUGUCUACCCUAAGACCACUUUAGGUCGGUGUAACGCGGCUAUCAGCUUUCUCUGUGGGGUCAUCGCCAUAGCCCUGCCUAUACAUCCCAUCAUCAACAAUUUUGUCUUGUUCUACAACAAGCAACAGGUGCUGGAGACUGCGGCCAAACAUGAGAUUGAACUGAUGGCACUGCGCACCGGCGGCGAGCUCAAGGCUGCAUCUGGCUCCCAUAAACAUAUUUGCGGUGCAGGGGCCUGGGACAACGACAUGCGUUCCGGUCACAGCGAUACAUUCAUUCCCUUACUGAAGGAUCCCAGGGGAGGGGCGGGCAUCCAGACCCCUAGCAUGGACACAAGCUUUGAAAGCACAGCCGAGGCCACUGAACAUUUUAUCUCAUGAAAGGGAAACCCCCCUUGCAUUAAAAAGUCAGCAAAAGAAGAAACAACAUGAAAUUAAUUAUUCAGUUUUGAAUUAUUCAAACGUAACUUGACAAAUUUGGUUUAA